Messenger RNA from Encephalitozoon romaleae SJ-2008, 534 nucleotides. RefSeq lists its product as hypothetical. Bases 1 to 534 code for a protein of 177 amino acids. The record is from RefSeq and is a predicted model, not a curated record. NCBI's taxonomy places the organism in Eukaryota, Fungi, Microsporidia, Unikaryonidae. The transcript has a single exon.
AUGAAUGAUAUUACUUUCUCCAAAAGAAUAGAGAUACUAGAUGAAUGCAUAAGGAAGCUUGAAGUAGAUGCCUCUAAGGAAAGGGAGUCGAAGCUAGAAGAUAUGUUUCGGAUUUGUGAUCGUCUUGUCGAGUGUGGGCAGCAAUCCCCUAAGCUUGUAGGGCAAUAUAACGAACUGAAGAAUAGGUACAGAUGCAUUGCAAGACCGUACAAAGAGUUAGAUGACGAGAUAUCUGCAUGUAAGAUGCAUAUGGAAGUAUUGAGCAGAAAAGACACGAUUAAUGAGGUGGCCAGGAGUGUUCAAGAGAUCAUUGCAGUUUCAGAUUAUAUAAACUAUGCAAUCAAUGAUGCUAUAUUUCCCAUAGAUAAUGUUAUGGAGCAUCUUGAGGAAGGAGAGCAAUAUGGGAUCCUCAGUAACGAGCAGCUAUCAAUUUCCAGAAGAAGAAAGGUUUGGAAGGUCAGAAUCAUCAGGUCCAUGCUGCUUAUUGUGUUUACUUUGGCUGCAAUAUUCAUGGUUGUUAGGUUUUCUUUCUGA